Cannabis sativa is the source of this 1383-nucleotide messenger RNA. RefSeq lists its product as uncharacterized. The transcript is spliced from 2 exons. NCBI's taxonomy places the organism in Eukaryota, Viridiplantae, Streptophyta, Magnoliopsida, Rosales, Cannabaceae. Gene Ontology annotation, molecular function: catalytic activity. Bases 1 to 1383 code for a protein of 460 amino acids. The record is from RefSeq and is a predicted model, not a curated record.
AUGGAAUGGAUUAAACUUUGUUUGGGCUUUGAAGGCUUAUUUAUUGUAGAAGCCCAAGGGAGAAGUGGUGGGCUGGCCUUUUUGUGGCGUUGGCAGAGUGAGGGUCGGGUAGUGGGCUACUCAAAGAAUCAUAUUGAUGUUGAAAUUCAAAGGGAGGGUGAGGUGGCUUGGCGUUUCACGGGGUUGUAUGGUGAACCCGAUCGAAGCCUAAGGUGGAAAACAUGGAAUCUUCUCAGGGAGCUAUCUUCAACUUCGGACCUGCCCUGGUGCGUAAUGGGAGAUAUGAACAAUUUACUCCACUUAACAGAGCAACGUGGUGGUCAUCUGUAUCCCAGGAACUUGAUGGACGGCUUCGCACAAGCUUUGUUGGACAGCAACCUGACGGACAUGGAGUUGUUGGGUUAUCAAUUCACGUGGGAAAGGGGAAGAGGCUCGCCAUCAUGGAUCGAAAGCAAGCUUGACAGAGCUUUGUUCACUCCUAGUUGGGCUCAGGUUUUUACUUCAGCUCUUCUUCAUAACUUUGAAUUUUCAUCUUCUGAUCAUAGUCCAUUAUUACUUGAACCUAUUGUGGCUCCCCCGUCUUCCCAAUUUCGGCAUUUUCGCUUCGAAAAUGCUUGGUUUAAAGAACCUAUGUGUUUGGAGAUCAUUAAAUCUCAAUGGGCCGAGGGUGUCAAUUUGUCUCAAAAGUUACAAAAUUGUGCUAUGUCUCUUGCGGAAUGGGGUAAAUCGAUUACUGGGAAUUUUGGCAAAAGAUUGAAAGAGUACCAAAGAGAAAUUUUCUGGAAGCAAAGGUCAAAACAAUUUUGGCUAAAAGAGGGCGACAAAAAUAGCAAGUAUUUCCAUGUAUCGGCUAGUACACGAAAGAAGAAGAACCAGAUUUUGAAGCUGCGUAAUGAUAGUGAUGAAUGGGUAGAUUGGGAUCAUGGCUUAUCGGAUUUGAUUGGGGAAUACUACGCUUCUCUUUUUACUGCUUCAAACUCAUCGUGUCCUAAAGUCAUAGAUUGCAUUUUGCCAUCUAUUUCGGCUCAACAAAAUGAAGACCUCAUGAUGCCGGUUACGAGGGAAGAGGUGAAGUGUGCGGUUUUUCAAAUGCACCCGGAUAAGAGUCCAGGUCCGGAUGGAAUGACACCAGCCUUUUUUCAAAAAAGUUGGUCUAUUGUUGGGGAUGAGGUGGUUCGGCUGGUACAGAAUUUUCUUAGUCUCGACUCUUUGGAGGAUAUUGGCAAAGGGACUAACAUGGUGCUUAUUUCAAAGAAAGGGAACCCAGAGAAAUUGACGGAUCUUCGCCCUAUUGCUCUAUGUAAUGUACUCUACAAGGUCAUCACAAAAGUAAUUGCAAGUAGACUAAAGCCUAUGUUGGAUGGUAUUAUCUCAGCCCCGUAG